AUUUCCCAAAAUCUUUUUCUCUGAUUUUCCAUAUUUCAUUUUUCUCAGAUAUUCACUAAACAUAAACAUUGUUUCAAAACUUGCUUUCAUUUUAUAUACCUGUCUACACACACACACACACACACAUAUUUUAUAUAUAUACAUACAGAAAUGCAUGAACUGUGAAGGGUUUAUGUUUGUCAUUCACAUAUAAAGAAAAUCAAACCAAAUAAUUUUUAAUUUUUUUUUUUUAAUUUCGUCGUCAGCCAAUCAAAGGAUUUUCCAAGAAUGGAUCUGAUUUCGUCGUUGACGAUUGUGAUGCUAUUGGGCAGCACCCUUUUUGUAUCACCGGCAUGUGGCUAUGAUCCUUUGGAUCCUAAUGGAAACAUCACAAUCCGAUGGGAUGUCUUGCAAAAACCAGCCGACGCUCAUCACGAUGUACGGUUAUCGAUAGUAAACUACCAACUAUUCCGCCACAUAGAUUUUCCCGGUUGGAAACUAAGCUGGACGUGGCGAAACGAAGAGGUUAUAUGGUCUAUAACCGGUGCAGAGACAACCGAACAAGGAGAUUGUUCUAAAUUCACAGGAGGCAGUCUCCCACAUUGUUGCGAAAAGAAGCCCGUAAUAAUCGACCUUUUGCCUAACGCCCCGUUUAACAAACAAGUCUCCAAUUGUUGCAGAAGCGGAAUUCUCUCAUCCAUGCUGCAAGAUUCUGUCAAUUACAUCUCGGCUUUUCAGAUGAAUAUUGGAAGCGCCGAUACUAAUUUGAACAUUUCUUUGCCGACAAAUUUCACCCUCGGAGUCCCGGGAUAUACUUGUGGAGACCCUUUUAGGGUCCCACCGACUAAGUUUCCCGAAGACCAUGGUCGUAGAAGUACACAAGCAUUUGCGACGUGGAAUGUGACAUGCUCGUAUUCGCAGUACAAGGCUUCGUCGGUUCCAACGUGUUGUGUUUCUUUGUCCGCUUUUUACAAUAGCACAAUUGUUGACUGCCCGAAAUGUAGUUGUGCUUGCCAAGGACAAACCGGGGCCAAAUGCGUAAAGCCCGGAGAAUCGCCACCUGUACUUCAUCUAGGACAUAACGGAGUACCAAAGCCCGUGGUGGAUUGUAGUAGCCACAUGUGCCCGAUAAAAGUCCACUGGCACGUAAAGCAGAGCUACACACAGUACUGGAGAGUCAAAAUCACGGUGACGAAUCUAAAUCACGCGAGGAACUACAGCCAGUGGGACCUGGUCGUCUUACACCCUAAUCUCGAUAACAUAACCCAAGUCUUCAGUUUCAACUAUAAGCCUCUCAACAUUUAUGGCAACAUAAAUGACACGGGGGUUUUCUAUGGGAUUAAGUACUACAACGACAUGCUUUUGCAAUCGGGGGAGAAUGGGAAUGUGCAGUCAGAAUUACUGAUGCAGAAAGACAGCGGGACGAAAUUCAGUUUUAACGGAGGAUGGGGUUUUCCUAGGAAGAUCUCGUUUAACGGUGAUGAAUGUGUGAUGCCUCAACCGGAUGAUUAUCCGAGGUCACCAAAUAAAGCGCAUUUUAAUGCGCAGACAACUUUUUUCUCGUCUUCUUUGGUUCUUUUGGUGUCGUUAAUGUUGAUGAAUGUGUUGUCUUGAACGUUUUCGAGCAAAAUAUUACGUAGCGGAUGAUUUUUCAAUUUUUUUAAAUGGAUAAUGAGAUUAUUAUUAUUUAUUGAUUUGUAUUCAAAGGAUUAAUUGAAAAUAAGGAACUGUGUACUUAUGUUUCUUGUUACAAUCAUAUUUUGAUAAUAAAGUUUAAACAUUAUAU
Molecule: messenger RNA, 1765 nt
Organism: Erythranthe guttata (spotted monkey flower)
Lineage: Eukaryota; Viridiplantae; Streptophyta; Magnoliopsida; Lamiales; Phrymaceae
Gene: COBL6
Product: COBRA-like protein 6 precursor
Biological process (GO): cellulose microfibril organization; plant-type cell wall cellulose biosynthetic process
Cellular component (GO): plasma membrane
Source: RefSeq, a predicted model, not a curated record